CUCCAUGGGUAACGCCGACAGCGCCAGACACACCGCCGCCGCGGAUACCGCAUAUACCACAUACCUAUCACCAUCAGUAGUGGGGUGACAACCGCAGUCGUUAGGGGCGACGUGCAUUGCGUGUCGUGCUUAGUGGCGUCUGGCUGGCAAUGAUGGCACUGCGAGGAUUGCGCAUGGUAGCACGGAUCGUCGGCGCACCCGGAAAGCAGACGGGCCUCGGCUCCGCCUGUAAGGUGCUGGUGCCAUGCCUGUCAUUGCAGAGCAUGAGCACGGCGGUGCGCACCGAGACCCUUAAUCAGAACAUGCAGCUGCGGCUGUCGGACAAACCACCUCCCACGGCUGGAGCACCCCUGGUUGGAGGGGGUGGAGGCAGCCAAGGCGUAGUGUGCCCUGUGCUCACCUCCUCCUCAUCGGCACGGCCAGACGAGGUGAUGGGUCACCGGGGGGUGAGCAGCAGCAGCAGCAGCAGUGCGCUGCGCGAGAACCCUUUGACCGUGUUGCUGGCUUGGAUGAAUGCAAAGGACAAGCACCUUCAGCACUAUCACGACUUCUACCUGCAGCUGGGCUUCGAUGUCCUCACAGUGCGCACACUGCCCCUGCAGCUGGCAUUCCCCACAUCAGGGGCACAGGUGGUGGCCAAGCGGCUGCUAGACUUUUUGGUGAACCACCCCAACUACAGCCGUCUGGUGGUGCAUGGAUUCAGUGUGGGUGGCUACCAGUUUGGCGAGGUGCUGGUCAAGAUACGCAAGGCAGGAGGUGAUUACGAUGGGGUGCUGCCUCGUUUCAAGGCACAGGUUUACGACAGCCUGGUGGACCAUGAAGGCAUCCCCAAGGGCUUCCCCACGGCGCUCACCCGGAACCAGGUGAUUCGCAAAGUGCUGGAGCUGAUGAUCCGCCUGCAACGGUUCGUGUUCUAUCCCGUGUCCACGGUGCACUGGAAGGCGUCGUCGCGCGCCUUUCACGAGAACCCGCUCAGCUGCCCAGCGCUGAUGAUCAACUCGAAGCGUGACCAGGUUGCCUCCAUUGAGGACAAUCUGCGGGUUGCCAACCAGUGGCGCCAGAGGGGCACCGACGUCACCUUCUGCACGUUCGAUGACUCCAAGCACGUGCAGCACAUGGGCCUCUACCCUGACCUCUAUAGUGGCGAGGUGCUGCGCCUGCUUCGCAAAGCCCAGCUCAUAGCCUGAGUGUGAAAUAAAACCUUUUCUUUUAAAGCGCA
Messenger RNA from Dermacentor andersoni, 1219 nucleotides. Its product is annotated as transmembrane protein 53-like lethal (2) k09913. NCBI's taxonomy places the organism in Eukaryota, Metazoa, Arthropoda, Arachnida, Ixodida, Ixodidae. The record is from RefSeq and is a predicted model, not a curated record. Gene Ontology annotation, molecular function: serine hydrolase activity.